Molecule: messenger RNA, 813 nt
Organism: Mauremys reevesii (Reeves's turtle)
Lineage: Eukaryota; Metazoa; Chordata; Testudines; Geoemydidae
Exons: 7
Coding region: 8-724 (238 amino acids)
Cellular component (GO): cytoplasm
Source: RefSeq, a predicted model, not a curated record
AUGUCCCAUGACUGACGUGUGCUCCCUCUUCUUGCAGGCUCUGCACAACAGCUAUUCGCGGAGCCUGGACACCAUCCUCAGGGGCCAGCUAACAGAGACCCCCACCAUGGAGAAGCUGCAGCACCUCCUGGAGCACAUCCAUCGCUCUCUCCUGGCAAACAACCCCCAGGAGAGAGCCAGGGCCGUCCAGACCAGUGCGGCCCUGCUCCAGUUUGCCAUCUCCCUGCCUGGAUUUGACACCUCCUCCGCCUUCUCCAAGGCAGGUGAAUUCAUUCUGCAGCUGGGUCUCUGGAUAUCCCACCCAGCCAGUGAUAUCAGUCAGCAUGCCAGGGCUGGGAUAUACUGGCUUUACUGGCUCCUGCUCCGGAAGAGGGGGCUCAACACCAGCGAGGCCCCAGACUUGUGGUGCCGGGACGGGCUCCAUGACCCCGAACGCCUGGGGUAUAGAAACCUGGCCAGGGUGGGAGAGGCCUUUGGCGAGCUGUUCACAGAGGAGCAGAAAAGAUCUUUCCUCCAGGAGGGCCUGCUGGCCAUUCACCACCCCCUCCUCCGCGUCAGCCAGGCUGGCCUGGUGCUGACGUAUUCCAUCCUGGGGGAAGCCGGCCAGCUGCUAGAGGACGAGGAGGACAUCACAGCCUACAUAAAGAUCCAGCUGUUUAACAUCAGGGUCUUGGGCCAGGUGCCCGACGCCCUGCAGGGGCUGUGCUCCAUGGGGCAGCACUGAAGACCCCCCCCUCGCAUGACCAGCUCAGACCCCCUGCCGCAGCCUCGCUCCAGGCCCUCCACCCACCCGCUCCAGCCCUGCCACCUCCU